Closterium sp. Naga37s-1 is the source of this 840-nucleotide messenger RNA. NCBI's taxonomy places the organism in Eukaryota, Viridiplantae, Streptophyta, Zygnematophyceae, Desmidiales, Closteriaceae. The record is from the annotation of a GenBank genome assembly.
AUGGGAGCGUACAAGUACGUGUCGGAGCUAUGGAAGAAGAAGCAGUCAGACGUCAUGCGCUUUCUGCUGCGCGUGCGCUGCUGGGAGUACCGCCAGCUGCCCUCCAUCAUCCGCGUCUCGCGCCCCACUCGCCCUGACAAGGCUCGCCGCCUCGGAUACAAGGCCAAGCAGGGCUACGUGGUGUACCGCGUGCGCGUGCGCCGUGGCGGCCGCAAGAAGCCCGUCGCCAAGGGUAUCGUGUACGGCAAGCCGAAGAGCCAGGGAGUGACGCAGCUCAAGUUCCAACGCAACAAGCGCGCCGUCGCGGAGGAGCGCGCUGGCCGCCGCCUGGGGGGACUGCGCGUGCUCAACUCCUACUGGGUCAACCAGCUGUCUUCAAUGCAACGCCCACCACACGCCACACUCACCACUCCCUCAAUCCCCCUCUCCCUUUCCCCCCUCUUUCCCCUCACCCCCCCUUUCCCCCUACCCCAUCCCUCCUCCCCCAUUCCCUCUCCACCUUCCUCCCCCGCACACCCUCGUCUUCCUCAACGUCCUCUUCUCUUCCCACUGUCCCCUUUCUCUCCCCCCCCACCCGUCCCCGCACGCCGCCAGGACUCGGCGUUCAAGUACUUUGAGGUGAUCCUGGUGGACCCGCACCACCAGGCCAUCCGCAACGACGCGCACAUCAACUGGCUGUGCCGCCCCGUCAUGAAGCACCGCGAGCUGCGCGGCCUCACGUCUGCCGGCCGCCACCACCGCGGGCUGCUGCGCAAGGGGCACAAGAGCACCAAGAACCGCCCCUCCGUGCGCGCCUUCUGGAAGCGCAACACCAUGCUCUCGCUGCGCCGCUACCGGUAG